AUGGCGUGUCCCUUUCUAGAUGAGCCAGUUGACGUCGAGGCGCAGAUUCUCCGUCGAAAUCUCCGUCGGGAGAGGAUCAUUAGACCCCGAUUAGACGUGUUAUCAUUUCCUGAUGAGUACCUUUUUGAGCGUUUCCGUUUCUCUUCAACAUCAAUUAUUUAUUUAAACAACAUUCUCAGCCCUCACAUCUCUCACAUGACACACCGUGGACACGGUCUCAGUUCUGAACAAAUUCUUUGCAUUGCACUUCGUUUUUUUGCCAACAGCAGUUUUUUAUACAACAUCGGUGAUGCAGAGCAUGUCUCUAAGGCAACGGUCUGUCGGGCGGUCCGAAAUGUGACACUGGCAUUGAAACGGCUACUGAACAUGUUCGUAGUUUUUCCAGGUCACAGACCUACCAGACUUCUCAAGGAAGAGUUCCACAGAAUUGCAGGGUUUCCAGGUGUGAUUGGCUGCAUUGAUGGAACUCAAAUUCCGAUCUUAGCUCCUUCAAUGAAUGAAGGAGAUUAUGUGAAUCGGAGAUCUGUCCACAGCAUUAAUGUACAGAUCAUAUGUGAUGCAGCCCACAUGAUAAGUAAUGUGGAAGCGAAGCAGUGUUGCCAACUCCUCACGAAGUGGCCUGGGUCUGUGCAUGACUCACGAGUGUUUCGUGAGUCUACACUGAGUGCCAGAUUUGCCCGUGGAGAGUUCGAUGGUUACCUACUUGGAGACCGAGGGUACCCCUGCCAGCGCUACCUGAUGACCCCUUACCCUGACCCUGAGCCUGGCCCACAGCAACAGUACAACUUGGCUCACUGCAGGACACGAGCCAGAGUAGAGAUGAGCAUUGGGAUGCUCAAGGCCCGGUUCCAAUGCCUUCGUAGGCUCAGGGUCACCCCAGAAAGGGCUUGUGACAUUAUAGUGGCAUGCGUGGUACUCCACAACAUUGCAACGAUUAGGAGAGAACAAUGUCCUACUCUCCCUCCUACUGAUCUAGAUAAUCCAGACCCCCCCCCUGCUGAUGCACGGGAUGGAAGAGCAGUCCGAGACAUGUUAUGCAUUAAUCAUUUCAAUUAG
This is a messenger RNA of Scomber japonicus (chub mackerel), 1056 nucleotides long. Its product is annotated as putative nuclease HARBI1. The record is from RefSeq and is a predicted model, not a curated record. Bases 1 to 1056 code for a protein of 351 amino acids. The transcript is spliced from 5 exons. NCBI's taxonomy places the organism in Eukaryota, Metazoa, Chordata, Actinopteri, Scombriformes, Scombridae.